AUGCUUUCUGCUAGAACUAUCAGAGCAGUUGCAAGCAAAGCCUUGUCCUGCGGCCUUGUUAGAGCUCUUCCAAGAGCUGCUAGAGUUGCUACACCAUUUGUCAGAAAUUACGCCGCUAAGGCUACCCCAACUGAGGUCUCUUCUAUCUUGGAGUCCAAGAUCAGAGGUGUUUCUCAAGAGGCCAACUUGGAUGAAACCGGUAAGGUUUUAGCUGUUGGUGACGGUAUUGCUCAUGUUUACGGUCUUAAGAACUGUCAGGCUGAGGAGUUGGUCGAGUUUGCAUCGGGUGUUAAAGGUAUGGCCUUGAACUUGGAGCCAGGUCAGGUUGGUAUUGUGUUGUUUGGUGGUGACAGAGAAGUCAAGCAAGGUGAAAUUGUCAAGAGAACAGGUAAGAUUGUCGAUGUUCCUGUUGGACCAGCCAUGUUGGGAAGAGUUGUUGAUGCUUUGGGAAACCCAAUCGAUGGUAAGGGACCAAUCGAAGCUGUUGGACACAGAAGAGCCGAGCUUAAAGCACCAGGUAUUUUGCCAAGACAACCAGUUCGUGAACCAGUGCAAACUGGUUUGAAAUCUAUUGAUGCCCUUGUUCCUAUCGGAAGAGGACAGAGAGAGUUGAUUAUUGGUGACAGACAAACCGGUAAGACUGCUGUUGCCUUGGACGCUAUUUUGAACCAGAAGAGAUGGAACAGCGGUAAGGAUGAGAAGAAGAAGUUGUACUGUGUCUACGUUGCCAUUGGUCAAAAGAGAUCGACCGUCGCACAACUUGUCCAGACUUUGGAGCAACACGAUGCCUUGAAAUACUCCAUUAUCGUUGCCGCCACCGCUUCUGAGGCAGCUCCAUUGCAAUAUUUGGCUCCAUUCACAGCUUGUGCUAUUGCUGAAUGGUUCAGAGAUAACGGAAAGCAUGCCUUGAUCGUCUACGAUGACUUGUCCAAGCAGGCCGUUGCUUACAGACAGUUAUCUUUGCUUUUGAGAAGACCUCCUGGAAGAGAAGCUUAUCCUGGUGAUGUCUUCUACUUGCACUCCAGAUUGUUGGAGAGAGCCGCCAAGAUGGGUGACAAGGAAGGCGCUGGUUCUUUGACUGCUUUGCCAAUUAUUGAGACUCAGGGUGGUGAUGUUUCUGCUUAUAUUCCAACGAAUGUCAUUUCCAUCACUGAUGGUCAGAUCUUCUUGGAGGCUGAAUUGUUCUACAAGGGUAUCAGACCAGCCAUUAACGUCGGUUUGUCUGUUUCCCGUGUCGGUUCCGCCGCCCAGGUUAAGGCCAUGAAGCAGGUUGCUGGUUCCUUGAAGUUGUUCUUGGCCCAGUACAGAGAGGUUGCUGCCUUCGCACAGUUCGGUUCCGAUUUGGAUGCUUCUACCAAGAAGACCUUGGUUAGAGGUGAGAGAUUGACCCAGUUGUUGAAACAGAAGCAGUACCACCCAUACGCUGUUGAGGAAGAGGUUCCAGUUAUCUACGCUGGUGUCAACGGUUUCCUCGAUAAGUUCCCUGCCGAAAGAGUUCCAGAGUUUGAAGAAAAAUUCUUGGCCUACUUGAAGGCUGAGCAUAGCGGUAUCUUGUCUAACAUUAGAGAGAACGGUGCUUUGAAAGAUGCCGACUUUGCCAACUUGAAGAAGGCUACUGAGGACUUCGUUGCCACAUUCUAA
Molecule: messenger RNA, 1641 nt
Organism: Brettanomyces bruxellensis
Lineage: Eukaryota; Fungi; Ascomycota; Pichiomycetes; Pichiales; Pichiaceae
Gene: ATP1
Product: Alpha subunit of the F1 sector of mitochondrial F1F0 ATP synthase
Exons: 3
Coding region: 1-1641 (546 amino acids)
Biological process (GO): proton motive force-driven ATP synthesis; proton transmembrane transport
Molecular function (GO): proton-transporting ATP synthase activity, rotational mechanism; ATP binding; ADP binding
Source: RefSeq, a predicted model, not a curated record